GUGUUUGAUCUAAGAAGCAAAUCAUACUUCUAUUCCUAGGAAGAGAACCCUCUUUAAUCAAUGAGAUGCGCUAUUUUUGCAAGCUUGCAAGUUGCCAACUUGUUGUUGCCAGCUUUCUCUUUUUAUUUUAUUUUAUUUAUUCAAAUGGGUUCUACAUAAUUAAUUAGUGGAAGCACUGAUUAUGGAUAAUUUCCACUCAAAUGUUCCUUUUCAACAAGAUGAUGAUAAUGAUCAUCACCAGCUUCUUUAUCCACCAACAAACACCAAUUCUUCUUCUUUUCUAUAUUAUCAAGAAAACAGUACCCAGCUGCAAGAUCGGGUUACAGAUCUUACUCCAUUCCAUUCAUUGGAGGUGGACUCAAACAAUGUUGACUUGAACAACACCAACAAAAUUAACAAGAGACGCAAAAAGUCGCAGAAUUCAUCAUCAGCUGUUUCUCUUCAAGUUGAUGAAAACACUGCUGAUUGCAAGCAGAAGAAAAUAAUACAUAGGGAGAUCGAACGGCAAAGAAGACAAGAAAUGUCUAAUCUUUAUGCUUCUCUUCGGCAACUACUUCCUCUUGAGUAUCUCAAGGGAAAACGUUCCACAUCGGACCACAUUCUUGAGGCUGUGAAUUAUAUAGAACACCUGCAGAAAAAAGUUAGGAAAAUGGAAGAUAAUAGAGAUAAAUUAAAGAAGGCAUUAAGUUCAAGCGAUGUUGAACACCCCAAAAGUGGAUGCUCGUCAUCGGCAGCAAUUAUUAUAAAAGUAAGGCUAUGCUUGGAUGGCAUGGAAAUAUUGACAGAUUGUAGUGUUACGAACGAAGGGUUUUAUAUAUCAAGGGUUCUUGAAGUACUACUUCGUGAAGGUCUUAGUAUUGUGAGCUGCAGCUGCAACAAAGUUAAUGGAAGGUUACUUCACACUAUCCGAACUGAGGUUUGUUCUCCCUCAAGUAUUGAUGCUUAUGAGCUCCAACAAAAAUUGGCAGCUACGGUUAAUUCAAACUGAUAUAAUUAAGCUUCAAGUAACUCUCCGUUGGAUCUUGUUAAUUUAGCGCAGCACUAGGAUAUGGAUUCUUCAUAUAUCGACUGCAGGUUUCCUGAGAGUUUUCUUGAAAUGUGACAUAUUCCACAUAUUUCUUUUAUAACCUUAGCAAUUUCUGUUCAAUGUUUGCCUAAUGAGUAUAAAAGGAAAGUAGCAAAUUGGCUGCUAACUUUUUUUUCAUGGUUGUUUUAGCUGCAACUUCGUUUGUGUUGUGGUUGUGAUGCUGGCAAUAGUAGGCAGGUAUGCAUUUCAGCUAUAUGUUCUUGUUAACACAAACAGGCAGUAAAAGACACAUCAAUUAAACACUGUACAGAGACCAAGACAGAAGAAAACAUUAGCAUCAGCAGUUCCUCUACUGUGUACCUCUGCUCCCAAUUCGAUAGCGUUGCAAUGUCUCACAAAAUAUUCUGUCAAUAAUACAUCUAGCUUAACAGCUUGUUUGGA
Nicotiana tabacum (common tobacco) is the source of this 1468-nucleotide messenger RNA. RefSeq names its product transcription factor bHLH118-like. Gene Ontology annotation, cellular component: RNA polymerase II transcription regulator complex. Gene Ontology annotation, biological process: regulation of transcription by RNA polymerase II. Gene Ontology annotation, molecular function: DNA-binding transcription factor activity, RNA polymerase II-specific; protein dimerization activity; RNA polymerase II transcription regulatory region sequence-specific DNA binding. The record is from RefSeq and is a predicted model, not a curated record. Lineage: Eukaryota; Viridiplantae; Streptophyta; Magnoliopsida; Solanales; Solanaceae.